AAAAAGGGCAUUUUUUUUAAAAAUUAUAGCUACUUUCACUUUCAUAUUUUCAGACAUGGCUCCUACACUAUUUGGUGAAAUUUUCUCUGAAUUCUUAAAGAAAACAGGUACAGCUUUUAAGCUUUCUGCGGUGUUGGGUCCGAGUGUUUUCAUCAACUUCAUGCUUAAGUUGGAGCAAAUGUGUGUCUGCAAACACUCUGGCGAGGACAACCAGUUUUUCUUAGUAUCUUACAUGUUUUGUCCAGCACUGAUUUUGCUUAUCAUCAUUGUGCUGAUGGACAAGACCAGCAUCACAUGCUGGCCACUUUGCUGCAGCCCUGAGGGCCGGAAAAAACUUUUCUCUCAUUCGCUCUGCUGCAGAAAAGGAUGUACAGUAGUUAUGAAAGGUGUGUUUGGAGCAAGUGUUUGGAUAAUAUCAGUACUGCUUGAUGGCGACUGGUACGUGUGUUUUAAAACAUCACGUAACAUCAGGGAUGUCCUUGGAGAUCUUCCCUGCAAGAGUGAAGACCGUGACACAACUGAAGAAAAUUCCAGAAUCACUCAGUAUUACAAUGUUUCACGGGCUAUAAGCCUUAUUUUGGCCACUAUCCUGGCAAUUGUAUGGGCUAUAGUUAGAUGCUGUCAGGGUGGCUCCUCAUAUUACAAAUAUAAAUAUGAAAAAUAUCAGGAAAGGGAAACAGGAAAAGCCCUGAAAGAACACUUACAAGAACUUGCAAAACAAAACGCUAAAAAGACCUGCCUUCUGGUAUUAUCUGCAAUUCAGGAAACAUCUGGGGCGUCUACGACACAGUCACAGCCUCCAACUGUGGAACAAGUUAUUGUAGAGCCUUUAACCGAAACUCAGAGACGAAACCUAAUCGACAGAGCAAAAAAGACCCAACUACAACAGAAAACACUUGAUGACCUUUGGGGAAAAAUGUCAGAACCAGAUUUUUGCUUAUCCGGACUCCAGUUAGCUAUAAAAAGGAACCAAUCAGCAGUCACUGCAGAUCCAGCAUCGACCGAUGGGAGCCGUGGGAGGGCAGGUCCCUCCAGUGAGAACCAACCAGCAGUCGCCUCAAAUCCAGCAGCACUCAGUCAGAGUGAAGAGGAAAUGCUGUUGAGUUCCACCACUGACAGGCAGCAUAGACCCACUACAGCUGAUCCCAUGGAACUGAGAGGGAUGCAGUGACCGUUACAGGUCAAAGUCACAUAAUUCGGUCUCAGUGUUGCGGAUAGUUUGCAGAAACUUGGAUGAAGAUCCUCCAGCAUCAAACAGUAAAUAAUGAUCCUCCUCUUUGAACCUCAGUGAUGGUGAGCAGCGGUUCCAUCGCGGUGAGAGCUGUUCGGUCCCGGGUUUGAAUCGCCUUAUAAUAGGAGGAAUUACAGUACAUACCCUGAGUUACUCCAGUAAGAAUACCAUGCUGUGUAAAUUAGUCAUUAUGGAAAUAACACCGUCAGUUAGGUAAUAGUAUUUUUUAUUUCUUUCUUAAUUUGACUUUGCUUUGAGAUUCCUUCCCUUUCAGACAGUUAAACCAACUUUGAUUUCUCUCUGAACUGCCCUUUCUUGGCUUCUCUAGCAUGUGCUUAGUGUAUCAACAUAAAUUUAAUUUUCUUCAUUUGUUACUGAAAUAACCCUUCUAUGGGCAUGAACUGAGGACAUGGCAUCCAUUUAUUGGGUCAUGCUGUUCCUUUCUGUCCUGUGAAAACCCAAGGUAUUUAUCCUCUUAUUCUGUUAAAGCUCUGAAAUUGAAUACUUGCGCAGUACACAGUCAAAUUCACUGAUUAUAUUCUGUUGACCAGUUUAUUCUUCGCGUAUUAUGACAGUAUAUCAAGAUUGCACAAUGUAACAAAUUUUAUUAUGAGUUAAGGAUUUUCCAUUCAGCUUUGUUAGAUUAAGCAUACUUUUGGUGUAAGUUCAUACUGUGUCAGUUCUUGGAAAAAUAUUCCAUAUUCUGGAAAUUAGUAAAUUUUGCCACCAAAUAUUCCAGUACCUCUUAGUAUGUGAUGCUUUUCAGAAUGUUCUGGAACCUUUUAGAAUCUUCUAAUAACUGCAAGUUUCUGUGGCUAAAACAGACACUCUAGAAGAACUAGUGGCAUUUAUGUAAUCAGUAAAUGUUAAUCAUAGUCAACAACCGAGAACUUUGCAAAAUUGUUACAUUCUGUUAUUGGAUAGUGGUGUCUGUACAGGUGAAGAUCACGCUUCUGCUAUGGUAUAUUAGUUUGAGACAUUUAGCCAUGUUUUAUGGAGGUAUUUGAACUUCCUUAUUGUAUGCAAUAAUGUUGCUUGACUGAGUUCAA
Molecule: messenger RNA, 2280 nt
Organism: Scleropages formosus (Asian bonytongue)
Lineage: Eukaryota; Metazoa; Chordata; Actinopteri; Osteoglossiformes; Osteoglossidae
Exons: 2
Coding region: 56-1171 (371 amino acids)
Cellular component (GO): plasma membrane
Molecular function (GO): monoatomic cation channel activity
Source: RefSeq, a predicted model, not a curated record